This is a messenger RNA of Chroicocephalus ridibundus (black-headed gull), 4630 nucleotides long. Its product is annotated as receptor-type tyrosine-protein phosphatase kappa-like. NCBI's taxonomy places the organism in Eukaryota, Metazoa, Chordata, Aves, Charadriiformes, Laridae. The record is from RefSeq and is a predicted model, not a curated record. The coding region runs from base 81 to 4103 and encodes 1340 amino acids. Gene Ontology annotation, biological process: protein dephosphorylation. The transcript has 29 exons. Gene Ontology annotation, molecular function: protein binding; protein tyrosine phosphatase activity.
CUCUUGCAAUCGGACGGGUGUGCUGUGAGGCAGCUGGCGGGGCCGAGACCUCCAUCCUGCCCUUGGGAGCAUAAGCAAACAUGGCCCUGCGAUGGAUAUUUCUCACGCUCCUCACACCUCUGCUGGCGGCACAGGAGCAGGACAGGCCAGGCACCACCAUCUCCAGAGCACGAAAGGAAACAGAGAGAUGCCAGCAGCCCCAGUGGGACCCAAAGCUCCACUUUGUCCCAAAGCAGAAGUUUUAUUGGCUUAAUGAAGAGGUGACACUGAACUGCCCCUUGAGGGUCUCUUUUCCCCUUGCUGUGAUCAGAUGUGCAAAAGAGAUAUCUCCAGGUUGGAAGAAUGCUUGGGAGGUGAAGGACAUUCAAGGAGCAUGGCAUCGGGUGGCAGAGAACCUGACCUGCCCCACGGGAAAUUGCUCAAAGCCCCAGUGGGAUGAAAGAUUAAAUUUUGAAAAAAGCAGAAAAAAUCACAAACUGCAUGAAGAAUUCAAGCUGACCUGCCCUGGAGACCUUGAGCCGUCCAUCCCCAAGGUCAAAUGUGCAUGGAAAUUUCUGAAAAUGGAUUCUGGAGAACCAGUCUAUGGAGAGACCUGGUGGGGCAGGAACAGCACAGGUCCUUGGAUGUACAUUGAGACAGCCGUAGAGUGUGUUGAAACAUGCCAAAGGCUCCAGUGGGACCCAAGGCUCCAGAUGUUGCCAGAAAAAGAGAGUUACAAGAAGAACGAAGAAGUGACACUGAGCUGCCCUGAUGGCUUCCAGCCAUCCUUCACCCAUGUCAAAUGUGCAGGAAAAGUCCAGAUCACCAUUCACGAGCAACCUUUCUACAUAGACUUGUGGUCGAGAAAGGACAGCAGCGGUGACUGGAUCAGCAUUCAGUCCAAUGUGGAGUGCAUCAAAACAUGCCAAAGGCCCCGGUGGGACUCAAGACUCCGGCUGGCACCAGACCAGGAGAAUUACAGGAAGAACGAAGAAGUGGUGCUGAGUUGCAUUGAAGGUUUUCUGCCGUCCUUCACCCACAUCAAAUGUUCAAGCGAAGUCCAGUCCAUCAGUCAUGGGAAACCUGUAAACAGGGAAGUUUGGCGUGGAAGGAACAGCACAAGUGACUGGAUCCGCAUCCGGUCCAACGUGGAGUGCCUUGAGCUCCUCCAGGUUGUCUCCGAAUCCUUGGAGAUUUCCAGCACCAGCAUCAAACUGAACUGGACCUGCAGGCUCCCUGAUGCCUGCCAGCACAUGCGGGCCAGGUGCCGCCUGGCUGCGCCUUCGUCUCCUCCCUGUGAGGCUGAGGAGGUGGAGGGAGAGGAGAUGCUCCACGGCCAGGAGGGAACACUCACCUGUGCCCCUCUGCAGCCCUUCACCGAAUACAGUGUCACCAUCUCCCUGCCCCCCAGCAUGAUUCUUUUCUCAUGGUUGGUCAUGACAGAGGAAACAGUGCCGGACAAACCAGAGAAGCUUUGGCUGGAUCCCAACACAGAGUCCCUCUUAUGGGAGCCACUGCCCUCCUGCAAAGGGGAGAUCAUCGGAUACCAGCUGAACAUCACGACCAGGAGCGCGCAGGAUGGCGGUUUCCUGGAGAUGGAGCGGCUGCGGCUGAGCAGCUCCGUCACUGAGCACCCGCUGCCUCAGCACAGCCCCGGCAACAGCUACGUGGUGGCGAUCCAGGGAGUCACGGCCGUCGGAGCCGGGGCUGCGUCGCUGUGGGAGUUUCAGACCAACAGCCCAGACACUCCGCACCCUCUCGACACCAGCUGCCGCAGCAUCCAUGUUAUCUCCCCAUCCCAUGGGACAGCUGUGAUCCCACUCCACCCCAUCGCCCGUCCCCCCGAGGCGACGAGGGAGCACCAGCUCAUCGUGGCCGUGUCCCACAACGGCACGGCGCUGGAAGGUGCCUGCCUGGGGGAGCCGCAGCCCUUCAACGCCAGCCAGCAGCCCGCCACCUACGUGGCCGCCGUGCUCAACCUCACCGGCCCCAUGGACUUUGUGCUGGGCACCGGGACCCACGGGCAGGGCUACCACAACGCUGCCCUUCAGCCGGGCUGGGACUACAUGGUCCUUCUGCGCCACGUCCACCGCUCACAGCAGGCAGAGAAGUUCACCUGCGUCUGCUACAGCUUCUCUGUUGGGCAGGAGCCAGGGUCUCUGCCGGGCAGGAUGCCCCUGGUUAUGGCAGUAGCGCUCGUCAUUGCACUCCUGGCACUGGGGAUUUUGCUGCUCUUCAUUCUCUUCAGGCGAAAGUACAAUGGUUCAAAAUCCUCGGAGAACAACAGCACUAUCCCCCUGCGAAGAUGUCGAGGAGGUGUGUCCAAGCUGAACACAGAGAUCCCAGUGGAGGAACUGCUGGAGGCUCUGAAGAGGUUUAAGAGGGCAGAAAUAGAUGCAGAGCAGACAGAGGAUGAAUCAGUCGACAAGCAUGGUGCUGGGCGCCUGAGAGAGUAUCAGCAACUGUCCUCCGCUUUGCUGCAUCCCUGCGAUGCCGGGAGGGAGCUGUGUAAUCAGAGUAAGAACCGCUACAACGGCAUCAUCCCAUACGAUCACUGCCGUGUGGUGCUGCAGCCCUCUGGCACGGGGAAUGGCUACAUCAAUGCCAGCUACGUGGAUAGCUACCGGAGUCCACGUUUCUUCAUCGCAGCUCAAGGUCCCUUGCCUGAGACAGUGGUGGAUUUCUGGCAGAUGGUCUGGCAAGAGAAGAUCUCAGUCAUUGUGAUGCUGACGGGCUUAGUGGAACAGAACAAGACAAAGUGCGAGCAGUACUGGCCAGAGCAGGAGCAGGUCUAUGGGGAUUUCACUGUGACACUCAACAACACCAGGACCACCACGGGCCUUGUCACACGCAUCUUCUGCCUGCAUAAGGCAGGCUGUGCUCUCCCAAGAGUGGUGGAGCAGUUUCACUACCUGCUGUGGCCAGACCACGGGGUGCCCAGAAACCCUUCACAGCUCCUCUGCUUAGUGGAGGUGGUGAACAAGAGAGGGUUGGAAGCACCUGCCGGACCUGUGCUGGUGCACUGCAGCGCAGGGAUCGGGCGGACAGGUACCUUCAUCGCCCUGGACUUCCUCCUGAAGAUGGGGAAGGUGGAGGGGAAGGUGGAUGUGUUUCACUGCGUGCAGAGGCUGCGGGAGCAGCGGGUCAGCAUGGUGCAGACCAAGGAGCAGUACAUCUUCUUGUACGAGGUGCUGCUCGAAGGCUUGCUCUGCGGCAGCACCGGGAUCCCAGUGGAGAGCAUCGCCAGCCAUGUCCGCUGCCUUCGAGAAGCUGAGACCUCAAGGCACAACAAUGUCCUUGAGAAGGAGUUCAAGACCCUGCAGAAGUUUUCCGAGUUGUUCCAGCUUCUGCCAUGCAGAGAAGCGGAGAAACCCAGCAAUCAGCCCAAGAACCGCAAGCCAGGGAUCCUUCCAGCUGAUUCCUACCGGCCCAUCCUGAUGUCCUCACUGAAUGCAGACGGCUCGCCAGGUUACAUCAACGCCGUGUUUGCCAAUACAUACACCGAGGAGGACAGGCUCAUCAUCACCCAGCUGCCUUUCCUCGCCACGCUGGUGGAUUUCUGGGCUCUGGUCUGGGAUUACUCCUGCACGUCGGUGGUUGUGCUGAAUCAGCUCGAGGAGCUGGACAAGACAUACGUGGAGUUCUGGCCCACCCAGGGCGAAGCUGCCUACGGCCGUUUCCAUGUCCACCUGAUCUCAGAGGAUCCCGGAGACGACUUCACAGCCUGGACACUUGCCCUCACCAACAGGCAGCAGCCCAAGAAGUCUGCACUGGAAGUCCGGUUCUGGCAACUGAACAACUGGCCCAUUCAGCAGCGUCUUCCCCCGCACCCUGCCACCAUCAUCAGCCUCCUAGGGAAGGUAGAGACACACCAUAGGCAAAGCCAAGACGGACACAUCCUUGUCACCUGCUGGGAUGGUGCCAGCCGGAGCGGAAUCUUCUGUGCUGCAAGUUUCCUGUGUGAGCAGAUCCAAAGCGAGGGGCUGGUGGAUGUAUCCCAGGCUGUGAGGACGCUGAAGAGGCGGCGUAGACAGCUGAUUAAAGAUGUGGAGCAGUAUGGGCUCUGCUAUGAACUAGCCCUCAGUUACUUGAAUUCAUUUGAAACCUAUGGGAACUUCAAGUAGAGGCAUGGCCACAGCCCAUCUCUGGCCAAGACUUUGACUCUCUUGACAGCGCUCCAUCAGUAACAGUGGAAACCAGAGGAAAUGAGAGGGGUGUGAACAGCUCCAAGAUGCUUAACUCCCCUGAAAAGCCACCCCAAGGGACCCCUGUGCCUGGAGAUCACUGGCUGGACAGUCUUCAAAUUGUGGUCAGGCUUUGAGGCAGGAAACUGACCCUGUGCCCAGAGUUUGCGCAGGAACUUACCUGCAAUUACAGCCCAAGUAUGCAGACCAGAGCAGAGGUACCAAGAUUUGACCUGUCUGGGACAGGGUUGAAGAGAACUAUCUGUCCCAUCCGGGCUCCCUUGUCCCUUCAGUCAGCCUCAGGGAAAGUGGAGUAUCUCCACCAACACCCAAACUGUGUUUUGUCAGGGGUGUACCAAACCACUGUAAGAUCCAUGGGGCUUAGGAGCACAGGCUAUCUGUCCUACUUAGGGAGAGGCAUGAAGCCCAAGGCCCACAAGAGCCAAGGCAGGUACAAUCCACAAUCC